GGCUUGUUUGAUGAAUGUCGGUUAUGGAGGGGAGAGAGACGCUGAUGAUCUUCUCAGCCGUUCUCACUAUCCGUUGUAGGGUUGUGCAGUCUGUUACAGUGCAAUUCCCAUACCAGACAGUGAUACAGCUGCUCAGGAUGCUCUCGAUCAUCCCCUUGUAGAAAGUGGUGAGGAUGGGUGGUGGCAGAUGAGCUUUCCUCAGCCUCCGCAGAAAGUAGAGACGCUGUUGGGCUUUCUUGGCUAUGGAGCUGGUGUUGAGGGACCAGGAGAGGUUCUCCGCCAGUUUGUUCCCUUCUCAGUGAGGCCCCUAAUGCCAUCUAUCAGCAGUGACCAGGUGGCCAUUUGCUUACUGACUGAGCCGCUGUCCCGCACUCUCAUCCCGCUGCCCCAGGGCUGUGCUACUCCUUACUGGCCGUGUGCCACUGUCCUGCGCUCUCGUCCUGCUGCCCUGGGGCUGGGCUGCUCCUUACUGACUGUGAGCCACUGUUCCAGGCAGCGGAGAGACCACCUCGUUCACAAACAGCCGGGGCUCUGCAGCUGUUUCACCUGGGUCCAUAGGAAAUGGGGGGAGCCCCGAUGCCUCUGGAUGCAGGCAGGGAACCUGGGGAGGCUGGUGGACCUCAUCAGGGACCCUUGGAGCAUCAGGGUCGAGCUGCAGAGUGCUGACCUUCCCCUCCGUGUUGAAUACCAGCUCAAGAUCUUACACCUCUCCUCCAUAAGCCAGCUCUCGCAGGAAGUCCUCCAGCUGCUCGAGGGCAUCCUCCAGCACCAGGCUGCUCCUGUCUCUUGCUCUUCAGAGUAGGUCCUGGCACCUGCUCCAGAGAGCACACCAGGCCAGACUGGGGGACUCCACCUGGAGGGGAAGCUCCAGCAGGGCCUCCUUGCCACCAUAGGAGCAACUAUUCACAGGCCUGCAUUCAAGUUUUGAAUUGAAUUUUGUAGGGCUCCUUGUAGUGUUCAGUGCGAGUGUAGAGCUGUGGAGUACAGUGACUGAAACAUGCAGUGAUCGGCACAUUUCUGCCACUGUCACACCAAAAAGUACCAAACAUGCCCCAAGCAGACCACAUGUCUUGUCACAUCUACACCUGGACAGCAAACACAUGUUAACAGCAAAGACGCCUUCAGAAAAGGAGCAUUUAUUCCCUCCAUGGAGUCCAUGAUCAGGGAGAUGGACAGGUGCUUCUCAAACUCCAGCUGUAACAUAAUGAGCGGCAAACAAGCACUAAGCCCAUCAGACAAUGACUCUUAAAGGAGGAGCUGGUUUUGUUAGUGACUGAGGCAGGUGGCUCUGAUUUGCAAAGCUUGGAAAGUGAGAUACAGCAGAGCUAAAGACUCGAAAGAAAGAGAGCAAAACUUAAAAACUUGAAACUUAAAAAAUCACCAGCUCUCAAACGUGGCAGAUGAGCGUGUAACCUCCAAAAAAUGUGGUCAGAUAUGACCGGGUGGGCAGUGCAGAGACAGCAGGAGCCGCACGAGUCUGUUGUUCUUGUUGUUGAUUAUUAAGAUAAACUUGAGGCGUCUGUAUUGACAUAAUGUCACAAUAAAUAUAG
Paramormyrops kingsleyae is the source of this 1550-nucleotide messenger RNA. The record is from RefSeq and is a predicted model, not a curated record. NCBI's taxonomy places the organism in Eukaryota, Metazoa, Chordata, Actinopteri, Osteoglossiformes, Mormyridae.